AUGAAACAAUAAUGAAAAUUGUUGGUCUCAGCUUUACAAAAUUUAUUGGUUCCACUUCUAAAUAAUUUUCUUUAUAAGGGAAAUCCAAUAUUAGAAAUAUCAAAAAAAAAAAAACCUGUUGCCGAUCUUUUUUUGUUGGAGAUGGCAAGCUCAGAACUAACACCAACCAUAACACACAAACAAUCAAAUGAUGAUGAUGAAGGUCGUGAAGAGAAAAACUAUUUUGGUUUCUCCAUGCACUUUUAUCAAAACUUUUGGUGUUUAGAUAUGUUUCCUAAUGGUGUAAAAUCCUUUCAACAAUAUUUUCAAGCUCAAAAUAGUGAUAUCAUUUUAGCCAGUUUACCUAAAACUGGUACGACUUGGUUAAAAACCCUCCUUUUUGCCAUUAUUAAUCGACAUAAAUAUGACAAAAUCUCUCAACUUCCCUUUAAGACCAUAAUUCCUCAUGAACUUGUUCUUCAUUUUGAAGUUAAUGUCUACAAAAAUUUCACUGAAGAUCAUCCCAUUACCAACCCACCUGAUUUAAAGGAAUUACAGUCUCCCCGACUGUUUGCAACGCACAUGCCAUAUUCAUCUUUGCCUGAAUCAAUCAAGUCCUCAAACUGUCGUAUUGUUUACGUUUGUCGAAAUCCUUUCGACACUUUUAUUUCAUUAUGGCAUUUUUAUCUCAAGUUCGACAUAAAUAAAAGCAGUAAUGAAUUUAUGGAAGAGAGAGUGAUGGAGGAUUAUGUGCGUAAGUUUCGCAAUGGAAUCUUUCCAUAUGGGCCUUAUGAAGAUCACUUAUAUGGGUUUUGGAAAGAGAGCAAAGAAAACCCUAAAAAGGUGUUGUUGUUGGAGUAUGAAGGGUUGAAGAAAGAACCAAAAGAUCAUUUGAGAAAAAUAGCUGAGUUUGUGGGUUUUCCAUUUUCAAUUGAGGAAGAAAAAAAAAAUGUUGUGGAUGAAAUUAUUGAGCUUUGUAGUAUUAAAAGUAUGAAAGAAAUGGAGAUAAAUAAAAAUGGAAAGUUUUUUCCUUGGUUUGAAAACAAGGCUUUGUUUAGGAAAGGAGAUGUUGGAGAUUGGACCAAUUAUUUGUCUCCUUCAAUGGUUAACCAAAUUCAACAUAUAAUGGACGAUCUAAACAAUAAGGGUUUUUCUUUCAUGUACUAUCAAAUAUAAUGCCCUUCAAAGGUAGUCGUACAAUCUCUAUAUCAAGUUGUCAUGAUCUUUAAAUUGCUACUUCUAUGUUUCCAUUAUAAAUUAUUAUUUAUUAUCUCUUUUUUUUUUAUUUCCGUUUUACUUUUUGAAUAUUUUUAAAGUAAUUUUCGAAUUUCAUUAUCUCUAAAUACGAAUUACAAAAAAUAUAUAAUAACAAAGUAUGAAUUAAAACGAUGUUAAAUAAAUAUUUGUUUCGAUCGGAUUUCCGAAAGAGUUAUCUCAUAAGGUUAAUCGUGACGUCUGUUUUUUUUAAUAUCGUUAUGAUGGGUAAAAACGAUUUUAUAUAUCUUUUUCGAAUUAACUGUCAGGAAAUAGGUGAAUAAGUACUUAUUUUGAUCGGAUUUCCUAAAGUAAACACAAGGGUACAAUUUGUAAUUAGGAAAGUCAAAGAGGAUUAGAGGUGGUCAAAAAAAGUCAAAGAUAAUUAGUAAUUGUCAACGGUCAUUUAAACUGGUUAAAAGUCAUAUGGGUUGGUUAACGGUCACUUAGCUUGAAAGGGGUACAUUUUGAUACUUUCGAGGUUGUAAUUCGCAAAAACAAUCAGACCAAACCAAAAAAUCCGAUCUGGAAUCAGACUGGACCAGACCAUUUGAAUCACUAGACCAAAUCAGACCAAAUCGUUCUACAACUAACUGGUCUAGUCUAGUCUAUGAUUUUUUAUUUUUAAAUUUUUUCAAAUUAAUAUAUGUGUUUAUGCAAAUAUUUCGUACUUACAAUCAUCAAAUAUAAUAAUUUGUAAUUAGUUGAUUGCAUCAACAUCAUUCUAGUAUAUAUAACUAUAUAAAAAUAACUACAACUCUUUUUAAAAACAAUUAUGGUUUUUGGUUAUAGUACGAUUUGCGGUCUGAUCUGGUCUGAAAAAUAAAAAAUCAGGAACAGACCAUAAACCGUAAUUUGUUUUUAAAAAUAACUAAACCAGACCGUUUAGACUGUAGUCCAAACCUAAUAUUAAAGUUGCGCUUUGGUCCGAUUUAAUUUGAAAUAUAGACCAAACUUUGUUCAAACCUAGAUUAUCUUACAUAUCUUUGUUUGGGUUGCAUAUGUUUAUUUUUGAAAUUUUUUCAGUUUCUUAUUUUGUCCUUAAUAUUUUUCUUAGUCCACAUACUUAAGAUAUUCUAUAUGAG
Molecule: messenger RNA, 2318 nt
Organism: Amaranthus tricolor (Joseph's coat)
Lineage: Eukaryota; Viridiplantae; Streptophyta; Magnoliopsida; Caryophyllales; Amaranthaceae
Product: cytosolic sulfotransferase 15-like
Exons: 1
Coding region: 142-1155 (337 amino acids)
Biological process (GO): sulfation
Cellular component (GO): cytoplasm
Molecular function (GO): sulfotransferase activity
Source: RefSeq, a predicted model, not a curated record